ACCGCACCCGUACUCCUGCCCCCCGCCCUGGAUCGGCCUCCCUCUCUCCCGUCGCUGUCGCCGCUCGCGGUCAAGCUCCCGCAACUCCUCCACCCUAGUACCACUCCAGGCCAUGGUCACUUUCCUUGGCCGCGGGAGCAAGAACGGCGGAGGGUCACCGGACGAAGACCUCCCUGACGCAUCUGCUCAACAACUCAAUGACCACACACUACCCAGCGGUACACCGAGCACGUCAUAUGUCCCUCAUGCAACCGACAAUCGCCCACCAACAGGCAACUCUCCGCAUUUCUUCUCCAUACCACACUGGACCAAGCGUAUCUUUGCUUCAACCUCGUCCGCACGCAGGAGCCUUGCAGGCCUACCGGCUGACGAGUUCGGUGCCUUGGAUGGGGAGCCGCUAAGGACACCGAGGGCGGAUAAGGACCUACCGCCAACUCCAGUUAAUGUUUCGCCUUCCAUGUCUCCAGAACCUCCUACCAUUACCCUGAACUCGUCUGCUGUUCUUGAACAUCCUCGAGCAUCGCAAGACAGAUCUCCUCGUCCAUCCAGCUCGUUUGAUAAGACAGCGGUUAACUCCGUUCAGUUCUGCUCACAGGAUUCUUCAGAUAUGUCUUCACCUUCUCCACAGCACAGGAAGAACGUGCAGUCUAUGAAGUCCGUCAAGUUUGGCCGUAACAGCGACGUCCAGCCUAAUCCAAACUCUCCAGACGCCUCGCCCCGCAGUCGUGUCAAGAGUGAAUCACGAAAGUCAUCUUUCUGGUCGCGAAAACAAACAACAGCCGUGCCGGAUUUACCUGAUCGCGUGAAUAACAUACCUGCGUCUCCUUCCCUUCCUGCAAUGCAGCCCGUGACUCCCUUCAGCCUUGAGCACUCAACGUCAAGUACGUCCUCGUACGCACAAACUUUGCAACCACCACCACUGCAGCGCCGUCAUUCUGAGAAACUUCCGCGAGUCAAACAGCCGCCUCCGUCUCCAGAGAAACUUCCUGCCCCCGCCCCUACCUCUUCAGUAGGUGUCUCCACGUCCUCUCCUUCCCGUCGCCCUUCCACCGCACGUGCAUCCUCUAAGCGUGCAGGUUCCCGCCUGUUUUCCCGACCGGGCACUGCUGAUCCAGCAGUAGGAGGACAUUCUUCACUUUCCGCUGAGUUCCCGACGCCAACUAACUCAAGAUUACGUCCUGACACGGCAGGCUCGUCUGGUCUCCGCGAACCCAAUUUUCCCCGCCAGCGCUCCUCGACAAAUCCACCCCUCCUCCACAGGCUUUCCGUAAACUUCUUCUCUUCGUCUCCGCCGUCCGCUUCUAAAGCGGCGAUCGCUGCUUCCAAUGGUUUGACAAGCUCACCCGUCAGCGCCUCUCCCCGUCAAUCUCUCUCUCGACUAAGCAUCGAGACUCCGAAACCCGAAGCUGAUGAAUCUAUGGAGGAUUACGUUGCUAGACUGACCAAGAGUGUGCCCAAGCCCGAGCUUGUGGGAGUCUUGGCCUCCAGCAAUGGGAGAUUCUACGUCGAUGCUCUUAAUCAUUACAUCGCCAGCUUCAACUUUAGGGGAGAUCCUCUGGAUAUAGCAGUUCGCCGGCUCCUUAUGCAUGUCGGACUUCCUCGGGAAACCCAGCAAAUAGAUCGAGUCAUGGAGGCAUUUGCUUCAAGCUAUCGGUCAUGCAACCCUGGCUUGUUCGCGUCCGAAGAUCAUCCGUAUAUCCUGGCAUUCAGUCUAAUCAUGCUUCAUACGGAUGCUUUCAACAAGUCAAACAAACGGAAGAUGACCAAAGCGGACUAUAUCAAGAACACAACAAUACCUGGUGUCUUAUUGGAGAUGUUAGACUAUUUCUAUGACAAUAUCGUGUUUGCGCCUUUCAUUUUCAUCGAAGACCCUCUCGACUCAGGGGCCGCGGCUGACGGAUCAAUAAGUCGUUCACAGACCCUGCUCAAUGGCCAGUCGCCAAGUCCUGUGGUUCCAAGUACCGCGACUCUGCUCAGCAAGAACAAGAUAGAUCCUUACUACCUUAUUAUAAAUCAUCUUCUUGAUCCACUGCGCGUCGACGUCCCGGCACUAAUCCCUCUCGACAAUCCUUACUCAGCCCAAGGAGCGAGAAGCAGUUUUGACGAGGGCUUCCUAUUGAACAGGUUCUCUCAUCCUCUAAUCGUCGACAUUACCUCAUCUGAAAGUCCUCGGCUCCCGUCUGCUUUCUUCGGACUGACCGUUGGGGGCAUCCCAAGCCCUUCUAUGGUGGGAGCGUUGCCCGAUUUUGCCCCUCCUUCAAAGGAGGUAUGGACCUUGAAAGUCAUUAAAGCUUCUAUACUCAACAGGAAGGACGAGAUACUAGAGGGGGGCAAAAAACCCAAUCGCAAGUGGCGAUCUUGGACUGUGAUCCUCACUGCGACCCAACUGCUUCUCUUCCGUGAUCCGUCCUGGGCAGGCAUGAUUGUCUCUCAAACAGCUGUUUCGAUAAAACCUGUCAUCCAAGCCGCAUUGUUCAAGCCAGAUGAUGUGUACUCGCUGAAGAAUAUUCUAGCUGUAUACGACAAGUCCUAUACCAAGCAUGAUCAUACCUUCCGUCUUGUCUUGCCCGAGGGCCGUCACAUCCUCUUCCAAGCAUACAAUGACAAGGAGCUGAACGAGUGGACAUCUGCUAUCAAUUAUGCUAGCGCCUUCAAAACAGGCAAUAUUCGGAUGCGAUCACUAGGCAUGUCCCUCAAAGAAGUCGAGCUGACCGGGGUGGCUGCGGCUACGUCUCAUUUGCAUGACUUGCAAAUGCUCGCAGCUCAUGUUCAACCGAAGAUGCGGUCAUGGGAUUCCAACUCGGCUUUAAACGAAGACGGACCAGACAGUGACGACGCUGUGCAACGAAGUACCAUGGUAUUGAACCAUGCUUUUACGGUUGAUUUAGAGUCGGCCGCUGCACCAGAAAUUGACGGAGCGUCACAACUCAAAGCAACCUUUGAUCAAGUCAAAGCCGAACUUGCAGCUGCGGAGCGGAAUCCCACACCACCAGAAUUAAAGCAUCAGACAUCCAGCCUUACCCAAUCAUCUGUCGACACGGAUUCUGCCCCGCCCACCCAUCUUUCCACGCGAGCUGCAUCAGUAUCAGAUUAUUUGCGAAGCUUGGAGUCACAGAUGUUAGCCACGGAAGCGAACUUAGAGGCAGAUAUGCGACUAGUCCGCAACAUUGACAGGAUGACCCCGUUCCAGAAGGCCACUCGGGAUAGACUGCAGCAGACAAUAAACACUGUCUCAAAACGAGUCAUGCAGCUGCGUCUGGAAAUGACCCGGUUGGCUUGUCACCGUGACGUACUUUCCAAGGACAUGGAUGCCGAGGCGAAAGAUUUUCAGCAAGCUACCUCUAUUGCCUUACAGGCUGCCACGCACACUUUACAGACACGUCGCAGCAAUAUCGUCAACUCGGCGUCGUCUUCUCGGGAUGUUCUCACAGAUCCACACGCUCCUCAGCAAACACCAUCUCGCUCUACUUCCCAAACUUGUCUCACAGCUUCUUCUGACUCCGGUUUGGCGUGGACAUCGCCAAUGGGAAGAACUCCUUUCACUGUCCCAGACUCCCCUGCGAUCUUGGAGAACGAUGAAAGCAACCCAGGGGCUUACCCUUUCCCUGGACCCGUAAGUCAUCCAUCAGCCCACACAUCCCUUGAUUUGCAAACUCCCGAUGGCAAUGCCCCCACCGUGGGGAACGAGGAACUUUCUGUGGAAGAGCAAGCUGAGGAAUGGGAUAAGACCCGGGCGGCCAAAAGGGUAUCUCUGGUUCGACUACCGCCAGACUUACGUCUUUCUGCUGUUUUAUCUCGACCACACUACAAAAGAGACGGUCGUGACGAUACCAUUAUAGACGAGGAUAUGCAUACGCCUGCAAGCGGGACCACACCCCUUGUACAGGAGGAGCCAGCAUCACAGUCAUCAUGAGCACGAGACUUAUCAUUAUCAUAGAGUACCAUUGAUACCAUGCUACUUACCUUAGGAGCUCAUUGAUUUAGCGUAAUGAACAGAAGCAGUCAUUUAUAGCUCUCGCGGAUGUAAUUUACUCAGUUGAUCUUCAUCUUGCAUGAGGUUUGGGUCACUAGAUAUGCU
This is a messenger RNA of Coniophora puteana RWD-64-598 SS2, 4078 nucleotides long. RefSeq lists its product as uncharacterized. The coding region runs from base 113 to 3913 and encodes 1266 amino acids. Gene Ontology annotation, biological process: regulation of ARF protein signal transduction. Lineage: Eukaryota; Fungi; Basidiomycota; Agaricomycetes; Boletales; Coniophoraceae. The transcript is spliced from 6 exons. The record is from RefSeq and is a predicted model, not a curated record. Gene Ontology annotation, molecular function: guanyl-nucleotide exchange factor activity.